AUGGGGCCUGUCCAGGACCAAGUGCCAGCCCCACAGCCCUCGGCCGAAGGCCAGUCUCUGCCGACCAACAGCAAACUCCGAAUGUUGGAGGACCAAGUCCUCUGUCCCAUUUGCCUGGAGGUGUUCCACAACCCGGCCACCACGACCUGCGGCCACAACUUCUGCCUGGCCUGCCUCCAAGGGUUCUGGGACCACCUGACCGCCAUGGGUGAGAUGUCCUAUUGCCCCCAGUGCCGGCAGACCUUCCCCUCCAGGCCCCGCCUCUGCAGGAAUGUCACACUCGGGGACAUGGUGGCCUGCUUCACCCAGAACAAGGGCCCGGCCAUGAGGUCCUUGCAGGACGUGGCCGGCCCGGGGGAUGUUCCCUGUGACGUCUGUUCCCCACAGAAGCUCAAGGCCCUCAAGUCGUGCCUGCAGUGCGCGGCCUCGCUGUGCGAGAGGCACCUGCGCAGCCACAUCGAGGACCAGGUGUUCCAGGGCCACCAGCUGCUGGAGCCCGUGUGGGACCUCAAGGGCCGCCUGUGCCCAAAGCACCGCAAGCUGUGCCGGCUGUACUGCCGCACCGAGGGCUGCUGCGUGUGCGGGGCCUGCCUGCUGGAGGAACACAAGGACCACGACACGAUCCCGCUGGCCGAGGAGCGCGCCUGCAAGGAGGUCGAGGUGCGGAAGGUCCAGGCCAACGUGGAGAACCAGAUGCUGAUCAUCGCCUCUGACAACCAGAAGCACCGGGGUCGCAUGGCCUUACUCUCGAAACUGACCCAGAGAAUGCGCAACGAGGUGAACGCCUGCUUCUCGGACAUUGUCAGAGAGACCAAGCAGCUGCAGGUGAAGAUCUUGGAGUUUCUGGAGCAAGAGGAGACCACUGUCCUGGGGAAACUGGGCAACUCCAUCCAGCAGAGCCACGGCCGGCUCCUGGCGCUGGAGGGCGACAGCGUCUGGCUGCACACGCUGCUGACCAACCAGAGUGACCAGCAGUUUCUGCAGGAGUUCCCCAGGCUGAAGCACUUCCUAGCCCACGACGAGCCCUUGACGGGCACAGCCUUUGACGAGGAGAGUUUCCACUGGCUGCCGGAGACCCUGGUGGAUUUCCGCACCCAGUUGGCCAAUGUGGGGCUCAGCUUCCUCAACAAGCUCCUCCUGAAGGGCAUUAAGAUGAACUCCUAUGAGGUGCUGCCCCCCGCCAUGGACCGGAAGGUCCUCCUCAAGUCCUACUGCAACCUGCACUUCGACCCGGCCAUGGCCAGCCCGGAGCUGUUCCUCUUGCCGGAGACGCACUCGGUGCUGAACCUGGGCAUCCUGCUGGAGCCCGCGGCGGCCGGCGCGCCCUGCCCCGGCUUCGCGCAGUGGCCGCAGGUGCUGUGCUCGCGCGGCCUGGCCGAGGGCCGCCACUACUGGGAGGCCGAGGUGUCCGACUCGUGGGUGUGCCUGGGGGUCACCUACCGCCGCGGCGCCCUGGCCGGCGGCCGCGCGCGCCGCAGCGUCGUCUACCUGCUGGGCCGCAACCCGGACUCGUGGUGCCUGGAGUGGGACUCGCUCAAGUUCUCCGUGUGGCACGACAACAAGCGCACCGUGCUGCCCGGCGCCUACCAGCGCACGCUCGGGGUGGCCCUGGACUGCGCCGCCGGCUGCCUGGCCUUCUACGGCGUGGCGGGCGGGGCCAGCCUCAUCUACCGCUUCCUGGCCACCUUCCUGGAGCCGCUGUACCCCGCCGUCAUGGCCAGCAGCGGCGCCGCGGUCACGCUCAGGCAGCGCCCCGAGGCCUAG
Molecule: messenger RNA, 1764 nt
Organism: Echinops telfairi (small Madagascar hedgehog)
Lineage: Eukaryota; Metazoa; Chordata; Mammalia; Afrosoricida; Tenrecidae
Product: E3 ubiquitin/ISG15 ligase TRIM25-like
Exons: 7
Coding region: 1-1764 (587 amino acids)
Molecular function (GO): zinc ion binding; protein binding
Source: RefSeq, a predicted model, not a curated record